UCUCAAGCACCAACUUCCGCACAAUUCUCCACACCAAUUGUCACCCAGGAAGUGAGCAGCUUUCCCAGCAACUAAGUACUUCAGUCUUACGACAUCACCAGCGAAGUAUGGCAGCUUCAGCACGAACAAUGUCGCUGUCCAGCACGGCUGCGGUAGCUCCUUCCCGCCUGUCUUCUCUUGCCGCAUUCACAAGUCCCGUGGUCAGUGCAGUUCCAUUCAAUUCUGCUCCAUCUCUGAAGAACUCGAUCAACAUACGGGCCACUUAUGAGGAGCCACGCGCUGCCAGAAGAGAAAUGCUGGCUGGUUUGAUUGCCACCGGUGCCGCUUUGGCUUCAGCAGGAAGCGCCUUGGCCGCAUCGGGUCCAGGAAUUCCAGGAGCGAAGCGCACCGCCCAAAAGGCAGACGAACUGCUCAAGGCAGGCGAUGACCUCAUCAACAACGACUCUCCUCCACGAUUCGGUGGCUCUCGCGUCGAGGGCUCUCUCAAGAACUCAGGCAAAAUCGCUCAACAGGCUGGAUCAGGGGCUGUUGAGGGACUCCAAGACGGUGCCAGCAAGACCAUCGAAGGUGCCAAGAAGAAUGCAAAGAUAGCUCAAGCACGAAUCGAUGGAAUCUUCGGAAAGAAGAACGUAGUGGCCAACAAUCCCUUGGAGAAAGCAGCUGGCAGUGUGAAGGGUGGCGUCGACGAUCUCCUGAAGAACGGAUCAGGCAAGAUCAAGGCGGACGUGAGAACCGCCGCAGACAAAGUCAAGAGCGAUGUCGCAUCUACCCGCGGUCUGGGCAAGAAAGCCAACAGCAAGGCCGGCAACAUCGUCGAUCAAGCCCGAGACAAUGCAAGCAACGCAGUUGAAGAAGGAAAAGGGGUGCUGGGCAAUAUCAAGAACCAAAUCACUGCUUUGCACUUCCCAUUCCAGUCCGAAGGGAGUCUAUCAGCUUCCGGGCCGCUUUAUCUGAGGAAGUGCUCUGGCUACGCUGCAUCGGGUCAGGAGUUUUAGCAGCAAAGCAGCAGACGGUACUCAAGGUCGAUGAGCAACUGAAAGCAGGCAAGGAAUGACUCUCCUCCACGAUAUGGCAGUUCUGGGUUUGGAGAUCUCUGAAUUGGUAUGGCAGAGUUGCCAAUGCUAAACAUCAUCGUCCAACGACUGAGAAUUUUCCACUUCCCCGAUCACUGUCAACCGUUUGACGAAGCAACCCAUUCUAUAACACGUAACAAUGACGAUGGACUCUGAGACGCGUAGAUACUCAACCGGUAUGACUUGACGACAUUACAGUGACGGAUCAGGAGCUUUUCAUAGACUUCAAGAUGGUUCCAGCAAGACAACCGAAGGUGCGAAGAACAAUGCUCAGAUGAGACUGGAUGGAAAUUCCAUCCAGUCAUCUGCAUUCCAUCAUGGAAUCCAGUGGCGAGCAAGCCUGUGGAUGAAGCUGCGGGGUUGACGAUCUACAUAAGCACGAACCAAGUGAGAUGAGGUGAGGUGAGAUCGGACGUGAGCACAGCAAGUCAACAUCGUCAAUCAAAACAAAACUUCGCAACGAACUCGA
Marchantia polymorpha subsp. ruderalis is the source of this 1542-nucleotide messenger RNA. Lineage: Eukaryota; Viridiplantae; Streptophyta; Marchantiopsida; Marchantiales; Marchantiaceae. The record is from the annotation of a GenBank genome assembly.